AUGGCAUCAAGAUUUUCGGCUGCGCGGCCUAGUCGAGAGGGCGAGGUCUACGCCCGUGCACAGCACAACGAUUCGAAUACCGACUCGACGAAUCUACAGUUCGAUGUGCGCAACCCGUCCAAUCUCGCGCCGCAAGCUCGCGAGGAUGACGCGAUACUGGAAGCCGACGUGAUUGGCGGCGGCAGAGCGACGAAGCGCGGUGCGGUGAACGUGGAUGGGUACGACAGCGACUCGGACAAUGACACCUUCAACGAUAAGGCGCAAAAGAGGAAAAAAGGCGACGUCAACAUCGGCAAUGCCUUUGGGAACUACGAUGCGGCUGGCACAGGGCCAGAAGGACAAAGGGACACGGCAGCCAACGAGGAGGACGACGACAUGUUUGCGCCCGACGACGACGCAGCUGCUGGUGCCGACACGGAUGAUGUUGGUCCAGCAGACGUUGAUGCCGCCGGCAUCAAGCCAAAGCACGUCAAGUUUCUCGAUGCCGACAAGAUCGAGGGCCAAGUGAGCUCGGCACACCUCGAUCAUCAAGAUAGCAGCGACGACGAGGAAGAUGUUGCGCUCGCCGUCCAGGAGGAGGGCAUUGACGAGGAAGUUGGCGCAGGAGGGCUGAAACGCAACGCGCCGAAGCUCGAAGGCUUCAAUCUACGGGAUGAGUUGGAGGAGGGUAAAUUUGAUGAACAGGGAAAUUACGUUCGCCAAGCCGGCGACCCCGAUGCCGUUCAUGACAACUGGCUGGAAGGAACAAGCAAGAAGGCCAUCCGCAAAGCUGCUGAAGCCCACCAGAAACGGGAGGCCGAGGCACGGCAGCAACGGCUGGACGAGGACAAUGUCUCCGUGUCUGAUCUGCUGAAAAGCCUGAUAUUGCAGCUCGACAAGGCAGAGACUCCGUUGGAGGCCCUUGCACGCCUAGGGAAGAGUCAAAAGCCGAAGAAGAAGAUUCCCAGCUGGAAACUCAAGAAGAUGAAGAAAGAUACCAUGGACGUUGAUCAGGAGGCCGAGGACUCUGAGCAGGCCAAGAUCAAGGAGUCAAUACGUAUGAUCACAGACGCAUCAGACAAGCUCUUAAGUCGCGACCACGAGGAAAUUUACGAUCAAGAGCGUGAGGUUCUUGUGCGAGAAUGGAGUCGGGAAACUGGAGAAGACUGGGUCGAGCCUCGAGCGGCGGAUACUGCUGAGACUGCUGCCGACCCAAAUCGAAAGUGGCUGUUUAGAUGGGUUGACGGGCGCGAUGACGGGGCGACACAGGGCCCUUUUGAUGGCAGUGCCAUGAAGGCCUGGCAGGAUGCUGGAUAUUUUGGCGAGGGCGUCGAAUUUCGCGCCGAUGAAGAGGGGGCGUCAUGGACUCGUGUUUCUCCCUUUGCCGCCUGA
Messenger RNA from Emericellopsis cladophorae, 1371 nucleotides. RefSeq names its product lin1 family. The transcript has a single exon. Lineage: Eukaryota; Fungi; Ascomycota; Sordariomycetes; Hypocreales; Bionectriaceae. Gene Ontology annotation, cellular component: U5 snRNP. Gene Ontology annotation, molecular function: protein binding. The record is from RefSeq and is a predicted model, not a curated record. The coding region runs from base 1 to 1371 and encodes 456 amino acids.